Aspergillus niger is the source of this 573-nucleotide messenger RNA. RefSeq lists its product as uncharacterized. Gene Ontology annotation, cellular component: mitochondrial intermembrane space. The record is from RefSeq and is a predicted model, not a curated record. Gene Ontology annotation, biological process: phospholipid transport. Bases 1 to 573 code for a protein of 190 amino acids. Gene Ontology annotation, molecular function: phosphatidic acid transfer activity. The transcript has 2 exons. NCBI's taxonomy places the organism in Eukaryota, Fungi, Ascomycota, Eurotiomycetes, Eurotiales, Aspergillaceae.
AUGAGAGUCUUUUCAUCGACGUGCACAUUCGAUUAUUCGUGGGAAGAGGUUUCUGCGGCAAAUUGGCGCAAAUAUUGUCCAUGGAAUGACAAGUCUACACAUGUCGUGGCAGUAGACACCCUAUCUCGGGCAGUCGAUGCUGAUACUGGCAUUCUGCGGACAGAGCGUCUGAUCACCUGUAACCAAUCAGUGCCGCAAUGGGUUCUUUCCCUCUUUGGAGGCAGUGCUACGUCGCAUGUUUACGAAGUGUCCUACGUCGAUCCUAUCUCGAAGAAGGUUACGAUGUGUUCGACCAACCUUACAUGGUCCAACGUUUUGAACGUCAAGGAGACUGUUAUCUAUCAGCCGUCGCCGUCAAACCCAUCCUCGACUACCGAUUUCAACCAAGAGGCGAAGAUUACUGCCCUGUGUGGCGGAUGGCAGAAAAUAAAAAAUAAGGUAGAAGAGGCUAGCGUGGAGAGAUUUAGUCAAAACGCGAAGAAGGGCCGAGAAGGGUUCGAGGCUGUUCUUGAGAUGAGUCGCCGAGUUUUCAGUGAACAACGCGAACUCGAGAGCAACAAGCUCCAAUCCUAA